GCGCCGGUGCGGCCAAUGCGCGGUGGCCACGGCGGGGCGCGUAGCGCAGGCGGGGCGGGGCACGCAGGCCGUGGCGGCGGCGGCGGUGGUGGCCGAGGGAGCGGGGCAGCCAUGGGGGUGCGCGGCGCGGGCCGGCUGUGGUGGGGCACGGUGAGCUGCACUUUGUUCCUGGCAGUUAACGGUUUAUAUUCGGCCAGUGAUGAUGUGAUAGAGCUCACACCAGCUAACUUCAACAAGGAGGUCAUUCAGAGCGAGAGCCUGUGGCUCGUGGAGUUCUAUGCCCCAUGGUGUGGUCACUGUCAAAGGCUAACUCCUGAGUGGAAGAAAGCAGCAACAGCUUUAAAAGGUGUAGUGAAAGUGGGUGCAGUAGAUGCAGAUAAACAUCAGUCCUUGGGUGGACAGUAUGGAGUCAGAGGGUUUCCAACUAUCAAGAUAUUUGGAGCCAACAAAAACAAAGCAGAGGAUUAUCAGGGUGGCAGGACAAGCGACGCUAUUGUUGAUGCUGCUCUGAGUGCUCUUCGGUCCCUGGUGAAAGAACGUCUUAGUGGCAGAAGUGGAGGAUAUAGUUCUGGAAAACAGAGCCGGGAGAGCGGAGGUGGAGAUAAGAAGGAUGUGAUUGAGCUGACUGAUGACAGCUUUGAUAAGAAUGUCAUAAAUAGCGACGAUGUGUGGAUGGUGGAGUUUUAUGCCCCAUGGUGUGGGCACUGCAAAAACCUGGAGCCAGAAUGGGCAGCUGCUGCCACUGAAGUGAAGGAACAAACAAAAGGAAAAGUAAAGCUGGCUGCAGUAGAUGCAACAGUCAAUCAGAUGCUGGCAGGCCGAUAUGGGAUUCGUGGAUUUCCCACCAUUAAAAUCUUCCAGAAAGGAGAAGACCCUGUUGAUUAUGAUGGUGGGAGAACUAGAUCUGAUAUCAUUGCUCGUGCUCUGGAUCUGUUUUCUGAUAAUGCACCACCACCUGAGCUCCUGGAGAUAAUUAGUGAGGAUGUUCUGAAGAGUACCUGUGAUGCUCAUCAGCUCUGCAUCAUUUCUGUCCUGCCUCAUAUUCUUGACACAGGAGCUUCAGGGAGAAAUUCUUAUCUGGAUGUCAUGUUAAAAAUGGCUGAAAAAUACAAAAAGAAAAUGUGGGGGUGGCUGUGGACAGAAGCAGGUGCUCAGUCAGAUCUUGAGAGCUCUCUGGGGAUUGGAGGCUUUGGGUAUCCAGCAAUGGCAGCUGUUAAUGCUCGGAAGAUGAAAUUUGCCCUUCUGAAAGGAUCAUUCAGUGAGCAAGGGAUUAAUGAGUUUCUCAGGGAGCUCUCCGUUGGUCGUGGUUCUACAGCACCAGUGGGUGGUGGAGCUUUCCCCAAAAUUCAUUCAAUUGAACCUUGGGAUGGCAAAGAUGGUGAGCUUCCAGUUGAAGAUGACAUUGAUCUCAGUGAUGUGGAUCUGGAUGACUUGGGUAAAGAUGAGCUGUGAGAUCUUCAGGAAACUUCUUUUCUUGGGAGAGCCUGUGCAGCAGUUUGCAGCCUGGAUCACAAUCAGACAGAUAUUUCAGUGGCCUUUUUCUGGAGAAGUAGCACAUGACACACUGUGCUAUUGGAUGCACUGCAGCAGUGGACUGUACGCAUCUCAAGAAAACAUUGCAGAAAUUCUAUGAAUUGUCAUAACCAGUAAACUUGAUUGUAUUCUGUGUAACAAAUAUUUUGAGGACAACAUGGAUAUUUCUUUGGAACAUCUUGGGUUUUAUUUUGUUGAUAAUGUGCUGUUUGAAUGUUACUGGAGGCUGUUAGUGUAACCAAUUUUAACUGUAAUUUUUUUCAUGGAGGUGGAACCUGCUCAGCUUCUGUUUCAAUUAAAGAAUAAAAUAUUUUUGACACACAGUGUUAGUCUUGUAUAGAGUAAGAAAGGCGCACGUAGUACAAGCAGUCCCAUUUUGGAUCAUUCUUCAAAGUGAGCUUUAGAAUAGAGAGGCUUAUGCAGAGGGGAGUCCUAAACCACCUCCUUGCUGUGAGAUCUUGACAGUUUGGCUAAAGCUUGAUAAGAUGGACAAUCUUAGUUUAAAUGCUCUUCAGUCUUCCUUUUCCUAUUCCUUCUCAGGGGCUUUCUCUUUCUUUGUGCCAGGCUUCAUAAGAUCAUUAAAACAAUGGAAGUGGGGUUGCUGCUGCAAUGAGAGAUGCUCGGAGCUGUCGGUCUUUCCCCUGGAUUAGUGAUGAAGCUAAUCUGUGUUUUAGGGCGUAAGGAUUUCCAGGUGCUAACAGAAAACCACCUUGGUGCUGUCUCCAGCAAAUAAAGUAAUAUUUCUUCACUUCCCAUCUGACAUUGUUUUGAUCUGAAAUUGCUAUUUCCUUUGGAAGGGGAAUCAGGACUGUGAAUAGUGAUGUUUGCUGCUGGUUUUUUAAUAAAAAUACUAUUAUUUUAUUGCUCUCCAUGUCUUGUAUAUUGGUGUCUAGUGAAGUGACCCUGAUGUGAUCAGCUUGUUUAUAAAUAAGGAAUGAAAGAGCUGAAAGAUUCCCCUUCUUUCAAGGAAAUAAUAUGGAUAUUUGUCAUCUGGUGUCAGUAAGAGAUUGCCCGUAGCUCAUCCCCGUGAAAGGCAGUGUCAGAACCGUGGGCACCCAGCAGUAACUGCUGAUUCUGGGCAGGAGAUGUGCUCCAACUCUUAAAUCAUCCCAGCAGAUGAGCUGUAAUAGAACUGAUCUAACUGAAAUAUCUUUGCAAAAACUAAACUCAUGAGUACUUGGGGCUGUGAGUCAUAUCAUAAUAAGUUCCACAACACUUGUGAGGAUCUUUCCUCUUAGGCUUUUGGGGUUUUUUGUUAAAUUAAAGAAACUUUGGGCUUUGCUCUGAUGCUUUCUACUUUUUCUGUUUGGAUUUUUUUAAGUUUGCUUUGUUAGAAAAAGAGGACUGUAUACACCUAGUAGAUCCAUUAGCCACCAUAUUUUUUAAAUUGCUUUAUUUCAAGUCCAGUAGAUAUUCCAUCUUUGUAAUUUACCAAAAAAAAUAAAUACUACCAUAGUA
Molecule: messenger RNA, 2991 nt
Organism: Haemorhous mexicanus (house finch)
Lineage: Eukaryota; Metazoa; Chordata; Aves; Passeriformes; Fringillidae
Gene: PDIA6
Product: protein disulfide isomerase family A member 6
Exons: 13
Coding region: 16-1452 (478 amino acids)
Biological process (GO): response to endoplasmic reticulum stress
Cellular component (GO): endoplasmic reticulum lumen
Molecular function (GO): protein-disulfide reductase activity; protein disulfide isomerase activity
Source: RefSeq, a predicted model, not a curated record